AUGUUGAGCAGGAUGGAUACAUCUUGGGAUUACAUACUCAAAUACGUUAUUCUGGGAGAUUCAGCGACUGGGAAAUCAUCUCUCUUAAUACGGUUGACAGAUGAAAGGUUUGAUUUGACAGAACCAACAUUAGGUGUCGAGUUCGGGAGUCGCAUAAUAUCAGUUGGAGAAGAUGGCAAGAGGGUCAAAGUGCAGUGCUGGGACACAGCAGGUACAGAAUCAUUCCGAUCGAUAACGCGGAGUUACUUCAGAGGUGCAGCUGGUGCUUUAUUGGUUUAUGAUGUGACUAGGAGAGAAUCUUUUGAACACGUUACAUCAUGGCUCGAAGAUCUACGUAAAUAUGCGGAUGAAAACGUCUCUAUCAUUCUGGUCGCAAAUAAAAUCGAUCUAUGCUGCCCUAAUCAACAACCUCUCCCUUCAAUACAGUACGGACAUCCCUUCCCUGCUCCGGAUUCACCACUGUCGGCUGGAUCAUCUCGCUCACGUUCACAUUCUCCUUCCCCGCCCUCAAAAUCAUCUACGGGUCUGAAGCCCCGCGCAGUCUCGACGAUGGAAGGAGCAUUAUUCGCUAAAGAAUACGGUUUACUGUAUGUGGAAACUUCUGCUAAAGAAGGUUGGGGUGUGACCGACGCUUUUGAAUGGACAGCUAGAGAAGUUUUGGAAAAGGUCAGGAAAGGUGAGAUGGAAAGACGGAAACCCGCAGUGAGACUAAAGGAUGCUGAAACGAGUCAAGGAGGAAAGUGUUGCUGA
Molecule: messenger RNA, 750 nt
Organism: Kwoniella shivajii
Lineage: Eukaryota; Fungi; Basidiomycota; Tremellomycetes; Tremellales; Cryptococcaceae
Exons: 6
Coding region: 1-750 (249 amino acids)
Biological process (GO): vesicle-mediated transport
Cellular component (GO): Golgi apparatus
Molecular function (GO): GTPase activity; GTP binding
Source: RefSeq, a predicted model, not a curated record